UCCCGUCCGCUCUGCCAUACAUAAGCAGUUGAACGGCAGAUUAGUACUACGGUGGGUGACCACGUGGGAAUCCCUGCUGCUGUAUGUUUUGCAUUUUCUUUUGUCUCUUUGAGACAAAGAAUCUCUGUCUUGUCAGAAUGGAGAAGGUGCUCGCUUGUUUUGUUCUUGCUCUUUUGGCUGGUGUUUCAGCUUCAUCAGGGUUCGGUUGCGUCCCGGAUGCAUCCGGCGAGGAGGUUGCCCUCGUCCGCAGCGUCCGCAAUUGCCAUUUUCUCUCGAACACAGCUCGCAACAUGACCUCGUGGAUUCAUCAAGUUGAACUGAAGCGUCCGUCGCGUGAGAGCCCUUUUUCAACUUGUCGACUUCGAAAGGAACUCGUAUAUCGCGUUGGAGUGCUUCCGAACUCCAGGAUCUUCUGCAACCCUAAAAAGCAGCCUCCGAUCACACACUCGACAACAUGCUAUCUAUUGCGCUUUCAUGUGCCUAUUCAGGCGGAAUCGGAAAUAUCGCUGCCGUUUUAAGCGCCUCAAAAGUCGAAAGAGGGAUGCGCUCCUGUCAAUCUCGAUAUGGCUUGGCUUUACUCUACAUUUCGAGCCCUAAUGCACGGAAAUAGAGACAUUGGACGAAUGAUCCUAGAUGCCAGCCAAUGAUCCGUUUGGCACGAGAAGUUCUUGAUAGCUACGAUGGGGAAAUGCAUCAUGACUCCAGUCAACUAUAGCUUCGAGGAACAAGACCAGAAGCACACUAUCACCCUGUUCCUGCCUGUGCGAUAUCUGAGUUGAACCGCUACAAAACG
This is a messenger RNA of Aureobasidium pullulans EXF-150, 793 nucleotides long. RefSeq lists its product as uncharacterized. The coding region runs from base 84 to 518 and encodes 144 amino acids. NCBI's taxonomy places the organism in Eukaryota, Fungi, Ascomycota, Dothideomycetes, Dothideales, Saccotheciaceae. The record is from RefSeq and is a predicted model, not a curated record. The transcript has a single exon.